AUGGGGUGGGCCGCGCGGUUCCUGACGGCGGCGUCGUUCCUGGCCGCGGGGGUCCUCUUCGCGCCCGACGCGCUGCCCCUCGGCGGCUCCGGCGCCGCGGCGGCCGCGAGGCUGGUCCACGUCCUCUCCUUCGCCACCGCCUGGGGCGCCGGCCUCUGGGUCACCUUCAUCGGCGGCAUCGUCAUGUUCAAGUACUUGCCGAGACACCAGUUUGGGAGUCUACAGGGGAAAAUGUUCCCGGCAUACUUCAUGUUGAUAUCAGCUUGUUCAGCGAUAUCCGUGGCAGCAUUCGCGUACCUGCACCCCUGGAAGACAGCAUCAACCAUCGAGCGCUACCAGCUUGGAUUCCUUAUUUCAGCCCUUGGAUGUAACCUGUCCAACCUUUUGGUCUUCACGCCCAUGACCGUUGAGAUGAUGAUGAAGAGGCACAAGAUGGAGAAGGACCUCGGCAUCGGCACCGAGGUCGGGUACUCGAAGAACGCAGAGAUGGCAAAGAGGAACCCUGCGCUGGCAGCGAUGAACCGGAAGUUCGGGAUGAUCCACGGGCUGUCGUCGCUGGCCAACAUCAUGGGCUUCGGCAGCCUGGCCUUGCACUCCUGGUGUGAACGAUUGCAUUGCAUCAACGCGUACGCAGGAAUUCUGAAGCUGUGUCACCAGCAGGGUCCAGGGCGUCCGAGUAGGAUGUUGCGGCGGGUGGACUUCACCAUGAGUUCCAAUGGGUGGUGGGAUGAAGACCAGGGAUCCAGCAGGCCGCAUCAACGCGUCCACAGGACGUCUAUGCAUGCUGCUAUGCUGUCAGAAGAUUGUGUGUCGUCGUCACAACCACCGGAGCUGGAAGACGAAUCAUCCCAAACGAAAACCGCCAACAGGGAGGGGCCUAGUGUUGAAGCUGGCGCCGAGUAUGGUUGCUUUCUCGCUGCGGGAGAAGGUCCUGCCGUUGCUGCUGCUGCUGCUGCUGGCGGUGGUGCUGGUGCUGGUACUAACGCUCCAGAGGAGCAGCAGCGCCGCGCGCUCCCCUGCUCCCCGCCGUCGCCGCACUACCACACCCUCGCGGCGCUGCUGCUCCUCUCCUCCCCUCGGCCGCCCGCGCUGCCGCUCCUCCGCCUCCUUCCUCCCGAUCCCCCACCCCCGCUGACGCUCCUCAACGCCGCUGUCAAGGCACUCUCCGCCUCCUCCUCGCCGGACGAUGCCUUCCGUCUCCUCUCCACGCUCCGCCGACUCCACGCGCCUGACCGCCUAACCUUCCUGCCCCUCCUCGGUUGCGCCUCCUCCUCCUUGCUGCUCCUCUCCGCGCUGCACUCGCUCCUCCUCCGCCUCGGCUUCCUCUCACACCACCCCAUCACCCUCGCUCUCCUCAAGCCCUACCCGUUACCGCACGUCCGCGCCUUGUUCGACGAUAUGCCCCAAAAUAACAAGUGGACCGUCGCCUACAACACCCUCAUCACGGCCUGCCUUAAGGCCAGGGACAUCCGCGCCGCACGCCACCAGUUCGACGAAAUGCAGCGGCACGGGCGAUCCAGGAGGAGCGUCGUUUCCUGGAACCUUAUGAUCACCGGAUGUGCACGCCGUGGACGAGAUGACAUGGCAGUGCAGUGUUUCGAGAGGAUGGUCAGGGAUGGAGAGGUGGCUCCAGAUGAUGGGACCUUGGUGGCGGUGCUCCCGGCUUGUGGGAGGACGGGGAAUGUUGGGGCAGGGAGGUGGGCGCAUGAGUAUGCGAGGAAGACUGGCUUGUUGGAUGGUACAGUGCAUGUUGCAAAUGCAGUGAUGGAUAUGCACUGCAAGUGCGGUGAUGUUGAUAGUACACAGGAGGUGUUUAUGACAACACGGCAGCGCAGUGUGGUGAGCUGGAACGCCAUGAUCGCUGGGUUCUCAUUGAAUGGUCACGGAGUUGAGGGGAUUGAUCUGUUUCAGGAGAUGAGGAGGCAUGGAGUGGAGCCUAAUGCUGUGACGUUCUUGGCAGUGCUUGGAUGCUGCGCGCAUGCUGGGGCAGUGGAUAUUGGGCGGGAGAUCUUCCAGAGCAUGCUGUCGGAGCAUGGCAUUGAGCCAUCAAUUGAGCAUUACGGGUGUAUGGUGGAUUUAUUUGGAAGGUCUGGUCUCCUUGAGGAGGCGCACGUACUGAUUCAGGGGAUGCCAAUGAAGCCUAAUGCUGCGAUAUGGGGAGCACUUUUAAGUGCAUGUCGUGCUCAUGCUGGGCUUGGCAUUGCUGAGGUGGCUCUGAAAGAGCUUAUCAAUCUUGAACCAUGGAACUCGGGGAACUAUGUGUUGUUGGCCAAUCUUUAUGCGGAAACAGAGCGGUGGGAGGAGGCAGGGGAGGUGAGGAAAUUGAUGAGGAGGAUGAGUGUGAAUAAGGCUCCAGGGCAGAGCUUAAUGGAAGAAGCUGAGUUUCAGUUGACAAAUUCAUACCAAUAG
Molecule: messenger RNA, 2409 nt
Organism: Miscanthus lutarioriparius
Lineage: Eukaryota; Viridiplantae; Streptophyta; Magnoliopsida; Poales; Poaceae
Source: the annotation of a GenBank genome assembly